GGAGAGGGAGAAAGAGAAGGAGACUUAGAAGGAGAGGGAGAGGGAGAAGGAGAGGGAGAGGGAGAAGGAGAGGGAGAAGGAGAGGGAGAGGGAGAAGGAGAGGGAGAAGGAGAGGGAGAAGGAGAGGGAGAGGGAGAAGGAGAGGGAGAAGGAGAGGGAGAAGGAGAGGGAGAGGGAGAAGGAGAGGGAGAAGGAGAGGGAGAGGGAGAAGGAGAGGGAGAAGGAAAGGGGGAGGGAGAUGGAGAGGGAGAAGGAGAGGGAGAGGGAGAAGGAGAGGGAGAAGGAAAGGGAGAGGGAGAAAGAGAGGGAGAAGGAGAGGGAGAGGGAGAAGGAGAGGGAGAAGGAGAGGGAGAGGGAGAAGGAGAGGGAGAAGGAAAGGGAGAGGGAGAAGGAGAGGGAGAAGGAGAGGGAGAAGGAAAGGGAGAGGGAGAAGGAGAGGGAGAAGGAGAGGGAGAGGGAGAAGGAGAGGGAGAAGGAGAGGGAGAGGGAGAAGGAGAGGGAGAAGGAAAGGGAGAGGGAGAAGGAGAGGGAGAAGGAGAGGGAGAAGGAGAAGGAGAGGGAGAAGGAAAGGGAGAGGGAGAAGGAGAGGGAGAAGGAGAGGGAGAAGGAGAGGGAGAGGGAGAAGGAGAGGGAGAGGGAGAAGGAGAGGGAGAAGGAGAGGGAGAAGGAGAGGGAGAGGGAGAAGGAGAGGGAGAAGGAGAGGGAGAAGGAGAGGGAGAAGGAAAGGGAGAGGGAGAGGGAGAGGGAGAGGGAGAGGGAGAGGGAGAGGGAGAAGGAGAAGGAGAAGGAGAGGGAGAGGGAGAGGGAGAAGGAGAGGGAGAGGGAGAAGGAGAGGGAGAAGGAAAGGGAGAGGGAGAGGGAGAAGGAGAGGGAGAGGGAGAGGGAGAGGGAGAAGGAGAGGGAGAAGGAGAGGGAGAAGGAGAGGGAGAAGGAAAGGGAGAGGGAGAGGGAGAAGGAGAGGGAGAGGGAGAGGGAGAGGGAGAAGGAGAAGGAGAAGGAGAGGGAGAGGGAGAGGGAGAAGGAGAAGGAAAGGGAGAGGGAGAAGGAGAGGGAGAGGGAGAGGGAGAAGGGAAGGGAGAGGGAGAGGGAGAAAGAGAAGGAGACUUAGAAGGAGAG
This is a messenger RNA of Penaeus indicus, 1116 nucleotides long. RefSeq names its product protein qua-1-like. The transcript has a single exon. The record is from RefSeq and is a predicted model, not a curated record. The annotation marks the transcript as partial. NCBI's taxonomy places the organism in Eukaryota, Metazoa, Arthropoda, Malacostraca, Decapoda, Penaeidae.